AAGUUCCCAAAUCCUAACCCUGGUGUAGAUGGCCCCACGUGAUAUGUACCAUGAGGCUGGCUAGAUCUUAACUCGAGGCGGGAGCUCUCUGCAACGAUGUCUCGGUUGUUUUUCACGGUGCGAUUAGUAGAUUGUUGCAACAGUUUUCGUGCUAUCACAUUGAAAAAAAAUACUGAAAUAACAAAUUCUUACCGAUAAAAUAAUACCGAUACUUAUUCUAUGGACACAUAAAUCAGAAUAUUGAUAUCAUGCUGAGAAAAGGUACCGAUAGUUUGCCAAAUAUUCUUUUAUAUAUUUCAAGACGAAGACGGCCACAUAAACGUAAAGUCAGAACAGAUUGCCAUGUGACACAGAGGCGAUUAGUAUCAAAUGAAGCAAGAUGUCAAAAUAUGGAACACUUCGACCGGGAUUAUGUGAUGAAGGAAGAACAUCAAGAAGACACUUGCAUAAUAAAGGAAUUCAAUGAAGUUAUCAAGAACUCUUCAAAAAUUUCUCAUAUUAAGAAGACAGCUGGAGUGCAAAAAGUUUUGAAAUAUGAUUCAAAAUCCUCAGUUUUGAAAUCCCCUUCAAACAAUAAGCAGGAUCGAGCAUUUUUUGAGGAACGUUUUCAGAAUUACACCAUUGUAUUUUGCAACUACAUACAGGCAUGUCUACAUUCCGGCUUGAUAACCCGUGCACUAAAUUUGCUUGAUGAUAGAAUAAAAUCUUUGGAUCGGCCAGGAAUGCAACCAUCAAAAGCAGCAUUCGAACCGCAAGUCUACGACAUAAUUUUAAAUAGACUCGCCGCCAUUUCUCCUACAGCUACAAUUAAUUGUAAUUUAAUGCAAAAUACUAAAGAAUCACAUCCUCUUGACAUUAUUCGGCAACUUUUUAAUGUUAUGCAAAGAUUAAAUGUCAAGCCAUCACCUUCUGCUUAUGCUGCAGCUUUGGAAGCAAUGGAUAAAACACUGGGUCAAAAAAUGAUGAUCUCCCUUUGCUUGCGACAGAUUAAAGAAGAUGGAUAUACUUUGGAUGAAAUAAUUAGAUCGAGUAUACCAGGUUCAAAGUCUGCAAAAAAUGUGAGAAAUGCGAUUAAACAAGUAACCGAAAUGGAAUAUUUUUCAACGGCAUCUCAUCAAUCAAAUUAUGAUGUUGAGGAUGAAGAUAUACCUGUUUUAGUUGAAGAUAUAUAUAAGAAUGAGUGCAGCCCGAGUGCACUACAUCUUUCUUCAUCAAUGAAUUUUCAUACUAACUACAAUGAACAAAUUGAACUGGAAAAGAAUAGACUUCUUGAAGUGGAUAAUAUAUUAGAUUAUGGGAAUGAAUCGACUGAUCGUGCAAUGAAGAAACGCCUACUCAAUGAUCUAUUGAAUGAAUGGCGAAAAUCUUUACUUUUGAAUUUUCGAAGUUUGAAAAUGAGAGAAAGACUAAAACAUACCUUGCCAGGGAAGAAUGAUGACAAUAUGCCUGGUGCAGGAGCAAAAGCCUAUCCAUUUUUGUGCCUGUUACCAGAUGAAGAAUACAUUGAAAUUAUUAUCAAUCAUUUAUGUAGCACAAUAAAUGGAGGUGAUUUCACUGCUUUGACAAGUCACAAAUUGGGCAAAGAGGUUUAUCACAGGUUCCUAUUGCGCAGGAUUAAAGAUAGUGGUAUUUAUCCUAGAUUACAAACAGUUUAUAAAAAGUAUACAUCGUUAUACACUAAUCCACAAGAACAAUUAUCCACAUUUAUCCCAAGAAAAUUAUGGAUGGAGUUGGAGAAUAAAUAUGGUUUGACAAACUUGGAAGAAAAAGUUUUACCUUGGAAUCGAUACUGGGUUUUAACUGUCGGAAUGAAGUUAAUCGAAGUAAUGAACACUGUGACAUUCAUACCUCAGAAAUACUGGAGAACAGGAAUUUUACACUCUAAUGUAGAAAGAGUACCAGCCAUAUUUAAUUCUUAUGUUGUUCGUGGGAGAAAACAAUUUGGAAUGACAAUACCUCAUCCACAGUUCCGAGUUCUUUUGCGAGAAGGACUGGAUAAACUGAUAUUCGAAAGUGAAGUUGCUCCCAUGGUCGUUCCGCCCAGGCCAUGGUGUGGAAUAUCACAUGGUGGUCUGCUUGUUAAUCAAGUUGAAUUUGUACGAUCUGGUGCAGUGGAUGAAGAAUCUGAAGAAAACAUUAAGCAGUCAUCGGGUCUUGAAGAUAAAAAACUGGCGCCAGUAUUUGAUGCAUUGAAUGUGCUUGGAUCUGUUGCAUGGAUAUUGAAUAAGCCACUUCUCGAUCUUCAAAUAAAGUAUUUUCGAAAUAAUGGAAGCAAGGAGUUGAGUAUUCCACAACCUUCAAGUCAAAGUGAAGCUAUUCCUGAUUUAUCUUUGAUAUCACCAAAUGAAACAGCUAAAUACACCAAAGCUAGAGAAAAGGCGAUUGAAGUUCGAAAACAAAGGUGCGAGAUGCAUAGCCUUUUUAUGGAAGCAUUGUACAAGUUAUCUAUUGCAAACAUGUAUCGGGAUAAUAUUAUAUGGUUUGUUCAUAACAUCGAUUUUCGAGGAAGAUUUUAUCCAGUUGCAAGACAUCUCAAUUAUAUGGGAAGUGAUCUUUACAGGUCACUUUUCCUCUUUGCUGAGGGACGACCACUGGGAGAAAAUGGAUUAGACUGGCUCAAAAUUCAUUGCAUAAAUCUUACUGAAUUCAAAAAACAAGAUUGUAUAGAAGACAGACUUUCAUAUGCAAAUGAGGUUAUUCAUAAAAUAUUUGAUUCUGCUGACAAUCCUGAAAAGCCAGACGCAUGGUGGAAAACAUCUGACAAACCGUGGCAAACUUUAGCAGCAUGUAUUGAAAUAACAGCUGCCUGUAGAUCCCCGGACCACACCAAAUACAUAUCUCGGUUGCCUGUCCAUCAGGAUGGUUCAUGCAAUGGACUACAACAUUAUGCUGCACUAGGAAGAGAUGUUUUAGGAGCCAAACAAGUGAAUUUGUCUCCAUCAAUUGUUCCUCAAGAUGUAUAUACUGGUGUUGCUGAUAAAGCAGAAGAACUUCGAAAAAUUGAUGCUGAGAAUGGUCAUGCCAUUGCAAAUUCUUUAGAAGGAUAUGUUCGACGUAAAAUUGUUAAACAGACUGUAAUGACCACUGUUUAUGGUGUAACAAGAUAUGGUGGAACACAGCAAAUCAAAAAGCAGCUUGCUUAUUUAGAGGAUGAAUUUCCUCGAAGUGAAAGUUUCAGAGGCGCUAAUUAUCUUGUUGAUAAAGUGCUGAACAGUAUUGAUGAAAUGUUUUCCGGGGCAAGAAGCAUACAAGCCUGGCUUACACAGAUUGCGGAUGUAGUUAGUAAAUUGGGUUACCCAGUUGACUGGAUAACUCCACUCAAUAUGAAUGUAGUGCAACCUUACUACAAACAGACAUCAAAAUUCAUUUUAUCGCCUGUACAACGUCUACAAGUCAAUGAAAAUGUGUUGAGUUUGCCAUGUUCAAGAAAGCAAAGAAACGGAUUUCCACCCAAUUUUAUUCAUUCUCUGGAUUCUACACAUAUGAUGUUAACUGCAUUAUACUGUUACAGAGAAGGAGUCACAUUUGCAUCAGUACAUGACUGUUUCUGGACACAUGCGUCUUCCAUUGAAACUAUGAGUAAAAUUUGUCGGAAGCAAUUCAUAGCACUUCAUUCUCAACCUAUUUUGCACCAUCUUGCUAAUCACCUAAGAAAACAUCUGCCACAAAAUACUGAGGAAAGCACCACAACCCCACUGGAAGCCAAGCUGUUGGAUCUAUUAGAUAAUGUUCCCCAACAGGGACAUUUCGAUCUAAAUGAUGUUCAGGACUCUACGUUUUUCUUCAGUUAGCAAUUUCUCGCACUGAAUAAGUACUGCCAUAUAUUUUAUUAAAAUAUUGCUCUACAGAAA
Molecule: messenger RNA, 3851 nt
Organism: Styela clava
Lineage: Eukaryota; Metazoa; Chordata; Ascidiacea; Stolidobranchia; Styelidae
Product: DNA-directed RNA polymerase, mitochondrial-like
Biological process (GO): mitochondrial transcription
Cellular component (GO): mitochondrial DNA-directed RNA polymerase complex
Molecular function (GO): DNA-directed RNA polymerase activity; mitochondrial promoter sequence-specific DNA binding
Source: RefSeq, a predicted model, not a curated record